AUGACAUCAUCUGGAGUAAAUUGUAUGGUGGAUAGGACAAUGAUUUUAUGGGUCAUUAGUAGCAUCUCAAAACCUGCUGAAAAUUCCAAUAUUUAUUUAGAUAUGCUAUGUGCAAAAAUAAAAGAUGACAACAUUAAUUUCAAUACAAACCAAUUUAAUGUUGUACAACAAGUAGUUAAAGAUAUUGUGGAGUAA
Cinara cedri is the source of this 195-nucleotide messenger RNA. The record is from the annotation of a GenBank genome assembly. Lineage: Eukaryota; Metazoa; Arthropoda; Insecta; Hemiptera; Aphididae.